Molecule: messenger RNA, 3148 nt
Organism: Camellia sinensis
Lineage: Eukaryota; Viridiplantae; Streptophyta; Magnoliopsida; Ericales; Theaceae
Product: receptor-like protein kinase FERONIA
Biological process (GO): protein phosphorylation
Molecular function (GO): transmembrane receptor protein tyrosine kinase activity; ATP binding
Source: RefSeq, a predicted model, not a curated record
AGCUAUUCUUUCUUCAAAACUUGUUCGAUAAACCAAUCUCCUACUUCUCUCUCUCUCUCUCUCUCUCUCUCCCUCCCUCUUCAACUCUCUCUCAAUUUCAAACCCUAGUCUCUCUCUCUAAUUUCAAACCUUGCAUAUCGAUUUGGCAGAGCUAUGGCAGUUAUCUAAAAAAAUGGCUUGAAUCGGAGUUUCUUCAUUUGGAUCUCUUCGUAUUUUCAUUCAUUUGAAGUGUUGUUCUGGGGAAUUAUCGGCACAUUUACUCCGAUGAGGAAUUCAGAUAAAUGUCAACGCUUUUUGAUCUUUGGAUUUCUCUUCUUGGCCUCUGUGUUUCGUUUAAUCUCAGCUGCGAAUUAUCUUCCCACUGAUGAAAUUUUCCUAAACUGCGGGGCAGCUCCGCAAACUUCUGAUGCCGAUCGCCAAUGGACUUCGGAUAUCGGGUCAAAGUUUGCGCCUGCAGCUGGGAAUUCAUUGACAGCUACUGCUUCUGCUCAAGAUCCUUCUGUUCCUACAGUCCCUUACAUGACCGCUCGGAUUUUCAAAUCCGAGUACACCUAUAGUUUUCCUGUAUCUUCUGGUCGGAAAUUUGUCCGUCUGCACUUUUAUCCUGCUUCUUACUCGGGGCUAAAUGCCUCAAACGCCAUAUUCUCAGUUGUUGUUGGAGAAUAUACCCUUCUCAAGAACUUCAGUGCAGCUCAAACAACUCAAGCUCUGAACUAUGCUUUUAUGAUGAAAGAGUAUUCUGUCAAUGUGCCUGAUUCCACCUUGAACAUAACCUUCAAGCCUUCUAGUACUCCAAAUUCGUAUGCCUUUGUGAAUGGGAUUGAGGUAGUUUCGAUGGCUGACAUUUACAAUACUGCUGAUGGAGCUACCUUCAUUGUUGGGCAAACUGGACCAUAUUAUAUAGACAACAGUACGGCUCUUGAAAGUGUUUACCGGUUGAAUGUCGGUGGAAAUGACAUUUCACCCUCCCGUGAUACUGGGAUGUUUAGGUCCUGGUAUGAUGAUUCACCGUUCAUCUUUUCGGCAGCAUUAGGGGUUCCACAAACUAUUAGUCCAGGCAUGAAUAUUACUUAUCCUUCCAGCAUUCCCACUUACGUUGCGCCAGUUGAUGUCUAUGCCACUGCCAGAUCAAUGGGUCCAACAGUCGCGGUUAACGAGAAUUACAAUUUAACUUGGAUCUUCUCAGUUGAUUCAGGGUUCUCUUACCUGGUUAGGCUGCAUUUCUGUGAGGUUGAAGAAAAUAUAACUAAAAUUAAUCAGAGAGUCUUUGAUGUCUACCUUAAUAAUCAAACUGCUGCGUAUGCAGCAGACGUGGUUGGUUGGGCAGGACACAAUGGAGUUCCAGUUUAUAAGAAUUAUGUGGUCGUGGUUCCCAAUGGGGCUCCGCAGCAAGAUCUUUGGCUUGCGCUGCAUCCAAACAUUGCCUCGAAGUCGCAAUACUAUGAUGCGAUCUUGAAUGGACUGGAGAUAUUUAAAGUAAAUGGCAGUACUGGAAAUCUUGCUGGUCCUAAUCCAGUCCCUGCUCCAGUACAAGACAUAAUAGACCCAUCAUCAGCUUAUCCAUCCCACUCAAGUCAUUCAAAGAAUCAAACAGCUAUCAUUGGUGGAAGUGUCGGUGCUGCCAUUGCUGCACUCCUUGUUGGUUUAUGUGUUUGUUUUGUUUCUCGUCGUCGGAGGCUGGGGAAGUAUUCAAGUCCAAGUGAUGGACCAUCUGGGUGGCUCCCUCUUUCUUUAUAUGGGCAUUCACACUCUGCAGGCUCGGCAAAGACUAACACCACAGGAAGCUACGCCUCUUCCCUCCCUUCAAACCUUUGCCGCCACUUUUCAUUUGCUGAAAUCAAGUCUGCCACCAACAAUUUCGAUGAGGCUCUGCUUCUUGGGGUGGGAGGUUUUGGCAAAGUUUACAAGGGAGAAAUUGAUGGUGGAACAACUAAGGUUGCAAUUAAGCGUGGCAACCCCCUCUCUGAGCAAGGUGUGCAUGAAUUCCAAACCGAGAUAGAAAUGCUCUCGAAACUUCGACACCGCCACCUUGUUUCACUGAUUGGUUAUUGUGAAGAGAAUUGUGAAAUGAUCCUUGUCUACGAUUACAUGGCUUAUGGAACCCUUCGGGAGCAUUUAUACAAGACCAAUAAGCCACCGUUACCUUGGAAGCAGAGGCUUGAGAUAUGCAUUGGAGCUGCUCGUGGUCUACACUAUCUCCACACCGGUGCCAAACACACUAUUAUCCACCGAGAUGUCAAGACCACGAACAUCCUACUAGAUGAGAAGUGGGUGGCAAAGGUUUCUGAUUUCGGCUUGUCAAAAACAGGUCCUACAUUGGAUCACACUCAUGUCAGCACAGUUGUAAAGGGUAGCUUUGGGUAUCUAGAUCCCGAAUACUUCAGGAGGCAACAACUGACAGACAAAUCUGAUGUUUACUCAUUUGGAGUAGUACUCUUUGAGAUCUUGUGUGCUCGGCCAGCUUUGAACCCGGCUCUUCCAAAAGAGCAAGUGAGUUUGGCAGAGUGGGCUUUUCAUUGCCAGAAGAAAGGUAUUCUCGAUCAGAUCGUUGACCCGUAUCUGAAGGGGAAGAUUGCACCGGAGUGCUUCACAAAGGUUGCUGAGACAGCAAUGAAGUGUGUGUCGGAUCAGGGAAUCGACAGGCCAUCAAUGGGUGAUGUGCUGUGGAACCUUGAGUUUGCUCUACAACUGCAGGAGAGUGCAGAGGAGAGUGGAAAGGGCCUUGGUGGAAUGGACAUUGAAGAUGCGUUUGAUGUCAAAUGCAAAGGAAAGUCGGAUCAUGAUACCUCUCAUGGCUUUGAUGGGAAUGUGACCGAUUCAAGGAGCAGUGGGAUGUCAAUGAGCAUAGGUGGCCGGAGUCUAGCUAGCGAAGAUUCUGAUGGAUUGACACCGAGCGCUGUUUUCUCACAGAUUAUGAACCCAAAAGGGCGUUGAGAUCUACUCAAGUAAUCUACUCAAGUAAAUUUUCUUUCUCACAGUUUCAUUUACUUGCUAUUUAUCAUUUUGGGCUCGUAAUAUGUUUUUUUCUAUUCAAAUUCACUGUACGAUGUAUGUAAAAUUACAUGACAGUGUGUGAUAAAAUAAUUUGUUGUCCUUUUUAUAUUUGCAGAUGAUGACAUGAAUUCAUUUGGGUUUUUGUGUUUUGAUA